CUUGGAGCUGGUAAGAAGAGUGUUUGUUAAACAAGGUUAGGUUGGGGUCUGAAAUGGUUGCAUAGUUACAAGGGGAGACUUUGAGACCAUAAUGUUGCAGCUGGCAGCUUCUAGCAGCUAUUGUUUUGAAAACAGCUGGUGGUGUCCUUGAGUUUAAUACAGUUCCGAAAAUUCAAGUGCUGGAAGAUGCAGGAAUGUGUUUGAAACCACAUCUACAAGGCCGCUCAGCUCCAUUUUGAAUGCCUGAAUCAGUUAAUCCAUUUUAACUUUUAAAUGCAUUCUUUCCUUUAAUGGUUAAAGCAGAUGUACAAUGCGUGUUUGACAUACGGUAGGCUGUUCCAGUUAGCAUAAAGCCAAAUCAUCUAUAAGCCAGAAUGACUUCCCCAUGCCUCAGUGUGUGAAAAUUUCUUCCAUCCCUAGUGAGGAACCAUAGAAGAUUUUAGUUUAGGAUAGUGACUGGUCCAGGGUUGAGAUAAACAUUUUGUAUCCAUUUAAAAAUAUUCCCUUGACUCAGAAAGCAAUGUAACCAAGAGGGUUCUUGGACCUUAUUUGGGUAUUGUUUUCUUACCUGAAUGCCAUUCUGUCCAGAACACACUGUGAGCUAGCAAGACUCUGCUCAGUCAUCUUUUGAUGACUUCCUUUUAUAAAACAUUCCCACUACCCACAGGAAUAUACAGUUGGAUUAAAUGCUUCUGUGCUAUUCCUAGCACUGGCCCUGCUGCACAGCAAUUCUGUUUCCUCCACUGAACUAUGAAUGCUUCCAGGAACGAGAAUGGGCUUCAUCUUAUUCCUCACUGCAUAGGGAGGUGCCUGGCACAAGUAAGGCAUCCAGUAGACGCAAUAACCUGGGGGAACAACUUAUAGGUCUGUAAGACUACAGGUCUGUAAAAACAAAACUGCCGUGAAAUCGCCUUCAGAAGCCAGUCGCCUACAAUGCAAAAAUCAUACAGAAGAUCCACAAAGGAAAGACACAUUCCUUCCCCAACCACCACAGGGCAGACAAAAUGUUUCGCUUUACGGCAAGUCUCAGGAGUCGCGCCGUAGAUACCGUAAAAGGGAGGGAAGCCCUCGUUGGGGAAGCUCAGGCUUCUGGCUUUGCGACACCGUAGGGGCGGGAAAGUGCCGGCUGUCGGUUGGAGGAAGGGUCCUCGGCCCGCCCCCUAGGGCCGGACUUCCGCGCACCCGGGAGGAGUGUUUCGGUCUUUCUGAUCCAACGAUGGGCGCCCGUUAAGACCAGCUCCGCGUCGCCGGUGCCAUGGAGGCGCCGGUGGAGUCGGAAGUCGAGAAUGAGGACGGCGAGAGCAGCUGCGGGGAUCUGUGCUUCAUGGACAAAGGCCUGCGGAGCAUAUCAGAGUUAUCUUUAGAUUCAGCCCUUCAUGCCAUCAAUCUUCAUUGCAAUAACAUCUCGAAGAUCAAAGCCAUUGAUCACAUUUGGAAUUUACAACAUUUAGAUCUGUCAUCUAAUCAAAUAAGUCAAAUUGAAGGGCUAAACACACUGACAAAACUGCGUACUUUAAACUUGUCCUGCAAUUUGAUCACAAGAAUAGAAGGACUUAAAGCACUAACUAAUCUGACUAGACUGAAUUUAUCUUAUAACCACAUAAAUGAUCUUAGUGGUUUGAUGCCCCUUCAUGGAAUUAAACAUAAACUUAGAUAUAUUGACCUACAUAGUAAUUGUAUAGAUAGUAUCCAUCACCUACUUCAGUGUAUGGUAGGAUUGCACUUCUUGACUAAUCUUAUUUUGGAGAAAAAUGGAGAAGAUAAUCCUGUCUGUCAUUUACCAGGAUACAGAGCAGUUAUGCUCCAGACUUUGCCACAGCUUAGAGUCCUGGAUUGUAAGAACAUAUUUGAUGAACCAGUAAAUAUGGCAGAAAUAAACUCAUCACGCCUACAGUGCUUUGAAGGUCUUUUGGAUAAUAUAGUUUCUUCUGACUCUCCCCUAAAUAUAAGUGAAGAUGAGAUCAUUGACGGUAUGCCAGUGGUAACACCACCUAUCAAUGAGGUAGCUCCCUUGGAUCACUUGACUUCUAAUUCUUUAAUAGAUAAUGUUCCUGAGAAAGAUCUCAGACCAAAAAGAGACACAGAUGUGACUUCUGAAAGUGACUAUGGAAACAGAAAUGAAUGCAAUAGAAAAAUUCCUCGAAGAUCAAAAAUCCCAUAUUAUUCCAAAACUAUUCAAACUGUUAAGCACCACAGUAAAAACAACAAUGCUUUUAUAAGCUGUAAUCGUAAAAUGAAACAACCUUUCUUUAAAGAAUUACACGUAAGAUCAUCUUUGGUGAACAAUAAUAUAUUAGAAGAUUCAGAAAAGCAGAAGACUGAAAUAAUUAAAGUAAACAACGGUAGCUCAGAAAAUGCCACUUACCGGGCACUUGUUGAAGAACUAGACCAAGAGAGAGAGAAGAGAUGGAAAGCUGAACAAACUGAAAAGAAACUUAUGGAUUAUAUUGAUGAACUGCAUAAACAUGCAGAUGAAAAAAAAGAUAUUCAUAACCUGGCUCUUCUUACUACAGAAAGGCUAAAGGAAAUUAUUUUUAAAGAGAGAAAUUCCAAACUACAACUUGAAAUUAUGGUUCACAGACUUCAAAAUGAAAUUAAAAAACUAACUAUUGAAUUAAUUAAAGCAAAAGAUCAACAAGAGGAUCACAUUAGACACUUAAGAACCCUGGAAAAAGCAUUAGAAAAACAGGAGAGGCAAAAAGGGCAACAGCAAGCAGCACAGAUGCAACUUAUCCAAGAAGUGGAACUCAAAGCCGCAGCUGCUGAUAGAGAAAUAAACUUACUUAGAACUUCUCUUCAUCAAGAAAAGGAACAGGUGCAACAACUUCAUGAACUUCUUGCAUUGAAAGAACAAGAGCACAGGAAAGACCUUAAAACAAGGGAGUGUUUUAGUGAAGCUGAGUUCCAGGAAGCCUUAGCUAAAGAAAUUGCUAAAGAAGAGAGAAAACAUGAACAAGUUAGAAAAGAAUACCAAGACAAAAUUGAUGCAUUAAACCAACAGUAUCUGGAUUUAGAAAAUGAAUUCCGUAUUGCUUUAACUGUUGAAGCCAGAAGAUUUAAAGAUGUUAAAGAUGGUUUUGAAAAUGUUGCAACUGAAUUAGCAAAGAGCAAGCAUGCUCUUGUUUGGGCUCAACGAAAAGAAAAUGAAUCUUCCUCUUUAAUUAAAGAUCUAACCAGUAUGGUGAAGGAACAAAAAACAAAACUGGCAGAAGUUUCUAAAUUGAAACAGGAAACAGCAACAAAUUUACAGAAUCAAAUCAACACACUUGAAAUUUUAAUUGAAGAUGACAAGCAGAAGAGUAUUCAAAUAGAACUGCUCAAGCAUGAAAAAAUGCAGCUUGUUUCUGAACUAGCAGCCAAGGAAUCGCUAAUUUAUGGUCUAAGGACAGAAAGAAAAGUAUGGGGACAUGAGUUGGCACAACAGGGAUCUUCUCUAGCCCAAAAUCAUGGGAGACUAGAGGCUCAAAUUGAAAGUUUGUAUAGGGAGAAUGAAUCUCUGCGAAAGGCAAGUGAACGUGAUAAUGACACAUUAAGAAUUAAGUGCAAAAUCGUAGAAGACCAAACUGAAACCAUUGGAAAAUUAAAAGAAUGUUUACAGGAAAGAGAGGAACAAAUCAAAAUAUUACACGAAAAGAUAACUGAAAUACAAAAAUGUACCCAAGAACAACUUGAAGAAAAAUCUUCACAACUGGAUGAAAUAAUUGAGAAACUAGAAAGACACAAUGAAAGAAAAGAAAAACUAAAACAGCAGUUGAAAGUAAAGGAAUUAGAACUUGAAGAAAUUAGAAAAGCUUACAGUACACUUAAUCAGAAGUGGCAUGAUAAAGGAGAGCUUCUGUGUCAUCUUGAAAUGCAAGUAAAAGAAGUGAAAGAAAACUUUGAAAACAAAGAAAGGAAACUUAAAGCAGAAAGAGACAAAAGUAUUGAACUGCAAAACAAUAAUUCUGUGAGGUUGGCUGAACAGGCAGGAUUAUUGUGUUUUAUAGUUGACAAACUUUAAACACAGAGUUUGUGACUCGCCUUUAGUCACAUAGCUACCAACUGUUGCAACUGGGAAUUUAAAAAAAGACUUUUGAUUCAUGGUCCUGAUGCUGAAAACUCAUCAUCUGUACACUGGUGCCGAAUCAAGUCUCAGAGACAGAGUUUUUGGUGAAAUAGAGAAGAAUGGCUUUAUUGCUUUGCUGGGCAAAGGGGGACACAACAGGCUCGUGCCUCAAAAACCUGUGUCCCAACCUGGGAAGUGAGGAGGUUUAUAGCAAUGGUUCAAGGGCGGAGUGGCUAAUAAGGAUCAGGGUGUGUGCAGUGCCUGCACUCCUUUAAUCUGGCCUCGGGUGGUCUCCUGAUGAGCUUCUCUGGUUCCUUUAAUCUGGUGUCACGUGGUCUUCUCCCUAGUCUCUGCAUCCCCUCCCUUCCCUCAUUAGCAACUGUUUGAAUCUGCCCUUUGGAACUCAGGGAAGGUCAUGGAGGCUGGAGUCUCUUCCCUACAAACAAGAAAUGGGGACACAGAAAGGCUUCCAUGCCCAGGAGCCCCACAGGGUCCUGCUUGGUUUCAGUCCCAAUGUUCAAUCCACUAUUACAGUGGGCUGUGCCAAAACCAGGAAGUUUGUUCAUUAUGGACUUAACGUUUUUAAUAAAAUUAUUCAUACUUAAUAUAAAGGAAUGGGUAUUUGGCCUAUAAGAAACUUUUGGCACUAAAAUUUUGUGAAUACUGUUUAUAAUUUAUUAACAUAGGGUUUUAUCCAUUAAGCAUUAACAUAGGGAAGUCAGACAUAUAUGCUUACAAACUUGAACCUUCCUAUGGUAUAUAUACCUCAAAUUAUCACACUGCUAAUACAUGGAGGAAAAAAAGAUUGAUAGUAGCAUCUAUGAAGGUGCUUAUAAACCAUAUUCUUAGACUCAGAAUAAAUGAGAACCAAUGUACUCUAACUUUCAAAGGGUAAUAGUGUAACAAACUUCCAUUGAUGUUACCCUACUCUAUUCUGUUAAUAAGAUUCUGUUGGAUGGUGAACUACUUAUAUCUUUAGUUACCGAAGAUAGACCUUUGCUAUUUAAUGGAGUCAUGCUUCCAUUAAAAUAUGAAUGUAAGAGCUUCCACCUAAAAAGACAAAAAACAGCCUAAUUUUUAUAUGUACCAGUAGAUAUGUGGGUUUGUUUUGUUUUUAAGGGAUGCAAUAGAAAAGCUUCAUAGUAUGGAUGAUGCCUUUAAAAAACAAGUUGAUGCAAUUGUUGAAGCUCAUCAAGCUGAAAUAAUACAGCUGGCAAGUGAAAAGCAGAAAUGUAUUGAUUCUGCAAAU
Kogia breviceps (pygmy sperm whale) is the source of this 5294-nucleotide messenger RNA. NCBI's taxonomy places the organism in Eukaryota, Metazoa, Chordata, Mammalia, Artiodactyla, Physeteridae. The record is from RefSeq and is a predicted model, not a curated record.